CCAGUCCCAGCCCACACACAGACCCCCAACUUGCAGCUGUCCAUUUCAACCACAGCUCUAGGCUCAUCCUCAUCCUCAAUCACAGCCAUGGCUCAGAUGCUCGCUCUGAGGCUCCUUAUCCUGGUCCUGGCCCUCUGCAUCACCCAGAUACAAGGUAGCGAUGGUGGGGGCCAGGACUGCUGCCUCAAGUACAGCCAAAGGAAGAUUCCCUACAAACUUGUCCGCAGCUACCGGGAGCAGGAACCAAGCUUAGGCUGCCCCAUCCCGGCUAUCCUGUUCUUGCCACGGAAGCGCUCUCAGGCAGAGCUAUGUGCAGACCCUAAGGAAGCCUGGGUGCAGCAGCUAAUGAAGCGUCUGGACAAUCCACCAGUCAAGAGCUGUGGGAAGGAGAGAGGGAACCCCAAGUCUGGAAAGAAGAGAAAGGGCUCCAAAGGGUGCAAGAGGACUGAGCAAACACAGACCCGACAAGGGCCAUAGCUCAGUGACCAACCUGGAGCCCAGCCCGCCAGAGCGUGGAGCCUCAACCCAAGGGGCAAGAAGAAGGUCAGAAGAGAGGAAAGGUUCAGGGGCCCCAGAGCAGCCACCCUAUGUUGGCCUUGUCAUACCCCUUCUUCUGCUGCCACCAUCCCACAUUCAUUCCCUUCCCUACCUUGCAUGCCUGAGCUGCCCACACAGAGCCAGGCCCUGAGAGGCAGAGGAAAGAGUCUCCCAGGGUGUGUGAGGAGACAGCAGGACUGUCCCCUCUGGUCCAUCACCCAGGACCCAAGUCUUGACCCUACUCCUCACUGCACCCACCUCUUCCUUAUAAAUGUGAUUCAUACCUAACUGAAUAAAAAGCUGUUCCAGCUUCCCACCCAAA
Molecule: messenger RNA, 859 nt
Organism: Heterocephalus glaber (naked mole-rat)
Lineage: Eukaryota; Metazoa; Chordata; Mammalia; Rodentia; Bathyergidae
Gene: Ccl21
Product: C-C motif chemokine ligand 21
Biological process (GO): positive regulation of GTPase activity; antimicrobial humoral immune response mediated by antimicrobial peptide; inflammatory response
Cellular component (GO): extracellular region
Molecular function (GO): chemokine activity; CCR chemokine receptor binding
Source: RefSeq, a predicted model, not a curated record